Molecule: messenger RNA, 2435 nt
Organism: Lynx canadensis (Canada lynx)
Lineage: Eukaryota; Metazoa; Chordata; Mammalia; Carnivora; Felidae
Gene: GIN1
Product: gypsy retrotransposon integrase 1
Biological process (GO): DNA integration
Molecular function (GO): nucleic acid binding
Source: RefSeq, a predicted model, not a curated record
CUUCCGGCAGCACCAGAUAAGUCGCGAGAGGAAGCUUAAAUCCUGUCGUUUGCUUUUAGGACCACUUUCGGUUCAUGAUGGUCCGUAGUGGAAAAAAUGGUGACCUUCAUCUUAAGCAGAUUGCGUAUUAUAAACGAACUGGUGAAUAUCAUCCAACUACGCUACCAAGUGAGAGGAGUGGCAUAAGAAGAGCAGCAAAAAAAUUUAUCUUCAGAGAAAAAAAGCUGUUUUAUGUCGGAAAAGACAGAAAAACAAAAUCGUUUGGUGAUUGUUUCAGAAGAAGAAAAAAGAAAGUCCUAAGAGAAUGCCAUGAAAAUGACACUGGAGCUCAUCAUGGCAUAUCCAGGACCCUUACUCUAGUUGAAUCCCGUUAUUAUUGGACUUCUGUGACCAAUGAUGUCAACACAUGGGUAUAUGCUUGUCAGCAUUGCCAAGUGGCAAAAAAUACAGUUAUUCUAGCACCUAAACAGCACUUUCUCAAGGUGGAGAAUCCAUGGAGUAUAGUUACUGUUGAUCUGAUGGGCCCAUUUCAUACAAGCAUCAGAAGUCACGUGUAUGCUAUAAUCAUGGCAGAUUUGUUCACAAAAUGGGUUGUGAUUUUGCCUCUCUGUGAUGUUUCACCAUCAGAAGUUUCUAAAGCUAUUAUCAAUAUAUUUUUCAUAUAUGGACCACCACAGAAAAUAAUAAUGGACCAAAGAGAGGAGUUCAUUCAUGAGAUCAAUGUUGAACUAUGUGGACUGUUUGGCACAAAGCAAAUUGUAAUUUCUCACACCUCCCAAGCUGUUAAUCGAACUGAAAGUACAUCUAGCACAAUCAAAGCAUUUCUUUGUAAACACUGUGCUGACCACCCAAACAACUGGGAUGAUCACCUAUCAGCCAUUUCAUUUGCCUUCAAUGUAACUCACUUGGAACCUACUAAAAAUACACCAUAUUUUCAAAUGUUUAAUCGAAAUCCUUAUAUGCCUGAGACUUCAGAUAUUCUUCAUGAAGUGGAUGGUGAUGAUACAAGUAUGUUUGCCAAAAUUCUAGGUGCAGUUAAAGAAGCUGAUAAAUUAUCAAAAAUGGAGAAUAAGACAGCAUCAGGACAACAGGUGGAGAACAACAAUUUUGAGGAACUGAAUAAAAGCAAAGUCAUUGUUAAAAAGAAACCAAAGCAGUUAAAUCCAUUUCAUCUAAAAGUAGGUCAUGAAGUUUUACGACAAAGGAAGAACUGGUGGAAGGAUGGUCGUUUCCAGUCUGAAUGGGUUGGUCCUUGUGUCAUAGACUAUAUUACCGAAAGUGGAUGUGCUGUUCUGAGAGACAACACUGGGACUAGACUUAAAAGACCUAUCAAAAUGUCCCACCUUAAGCCCUAUGUAAGAGAGUCCAGUGAACAAGACAGUCUUUAUCUCUUGCAAGGUUCGGUAGUGGCAGAUCAUGACUACAUCGGAUUGCCUGAAAUUCCAGUUGGAGCAUACCAAGCAAAUAUUCUGGUAGAAGAUGCAACUAUUGGUGUAGUCGAUAAUGAAUUACUGACAUCAAGCAAAGAUGGUGAACUAUUAGAAUAUAGAAGUGCCAAAAUCUCUCCAUUGCUGGAAGAUCAUAGUACUCUUGAAAAGCAGACUUUCAGUCUGUUGGACUCUUCAAACCAAGUCCUUGAGUACUUAAGUUAGUAAAUACUAAAAUCUAUUUAAAGUGUUUGUUUAGAAUGUAUCACUCCUUGAAUCUUGAUAUCUUUUCCAUUCAAAAAAGUUGUAUAGAAGUGUCUUGACACACUCUUGAUGACUAAAUCCUGAAGUUUUAUUUUAUAACUAUUAAUUUAUAUAAACUUAUGUUUGAAUGUCAAUACAUAUAUAUAAAGGCAAAGAAAACAUAUAAUAUAUAGAAUUCCCUUUUUCUUCUGAAAAGAGAAUAGGCAAAGCAUGAUUACUUCUUAGGAAGGAAACUGAAUUCCAGCUUAGAACUCUCAGAUCUUUCUCUGCUAUUGGUGCCAUGUUUUCAGUUUAAUUUUUUUUUGGAAUAUUUUCCCCCUUUGAAAAGUAAGUUUGAACUACCUAGAAUGGGAUUAAUAAAUAUUUAUUCAACCAUAACGAUGAAUUAAGUGAAACUUCUUUCUGUGUCAUAGGAACUUUUUAAAAACAAUAUUGUAGGGAAAAAAUUUUAGAGUUGUUUAAUAAGCUCUUAAAGGGUAUUGAUAAUUUCACCUUGUAGGCUCAGAAUUUGUAUCUGAAACGAUGUAUUGGUUUGAAAACAGUUGUGCAUUUCCAUAGUAUAUAUUAAGCCAAAAACACCUUUAAUAACAUUUUUUUCAAUCUUAGAGAAGUAAAUAAUGCUAACUAGUAUAAAAGAUUUUAAACUAUAAGCUCUGAUAUUCUGAUAUUUGUAACUUUAUUCAACAAAUAUUUGUUGUAAAACACUUUGAAGAAUUUUGUGGGAAGAUUAAAGAAUGAGUUAGA